Acanthoscelides obtectus is the source of this 4991-nucleotide messenger RNA. NCBI's taxonomy places the organism in Eukaryota, Metazoa, Arthropoda, Insecta, Coleoptera, Chrysomelidae. The record is from the annotation of a GenBank genome assembly.
AUUGUGUUUACAAAAGAUAGUGUUCAACAUUUUUCAUCGCGAUGGGUACUGACGACGAAGGGGACAUCGAUUUUGUAUUGUUUUCGGAUAUUGAAGAUGACCUGGAGGACCCUCGGUUUAAAAAUGAAAAUUAUCUAUCUCUAUAUGUUAGAUACAUAUUAUGUAGUUUGUUAGUUAUACUGGAUUGUCAAGCAAACAGCAAAAUCAAGCAUUUUUUUAUGUUUCUGAGGAAACAAUACCACAAUAUUCCGACGUAGUAUUAAUGGAACACUUCAGGCUUUCAAGAGCAACAGUCAAUAGCCUCGGUGAGAAGUUUGAAGGAAGCUCUAACUGUCAUGAUCAGGCUGGACAAUAUGGAAAUAUCAGUGCCAAUCAUCAAGUUUUAAUUUAUUUGUGAUACAUUGGACACCAAACUUCGAGUUUUAGAGAUGUUGCUGACCGCUUUAAUAUCAGUCUCAGUUCUCUCGGUAGAAUUAUAAUGAGAUUGACAUCCUUUCUCAGCGACCUAUCCCCACACACCAUAAAGUGGCCAACAGAAGAUGAGAAAGGGAUUAUCGAAAACCAUUUCAACAUGAAUGGGUUUCCAAAUGUCAUCCGUGCCAUUGAUGGUACUCACAUUAAAAUUGAUAAGCCCCAGAAUGACCCUGAUUCCUACAUCAAUCGCAAAGGUUAUUAUUCAGUGCAGAUGCAAGCAGUUUGUGACCAUACAUAUAAAAUAUUGGAUGUGUUCAUUGGAUACCCAGGCUUGGUGCAUGACAGUAGAGUGUAUCGGAAUUCCCCUCUAAAGAACACUUUACAAGCAAAAUGUGGAGGAUACUUUAUAUUAGGGGAUAGUGGCUAUCCCUUAGAAACCAAUUUAUUGACACCCUAUAAAGAUAGAGGAAAUUUAACUGCCAGACAAAUAAAUUACAAUGUCAAAGUUUCAAAAAACCAAUAUGUGAUUGAGCAACUGUUUUGGGAUGCUUAAACAGAAAUUUAGGCGGCUGUAUCAUCUAAAAAUCAGAACUAAGUCCAGAAACGAUCCUAGUACUACGUCAGGCCGCACAUGCGUGUAACAGCACUAAAGGUUUGGAAAAAGCUGUAGUUAUAUCUGAAAAAGAGAAUUAUAAAUGUGCGAAAUGGAGCCUAACGUGAAGAAACACAUCAUUAGUGUUCUCACCUCGACAACAUUCACUAUGACGAUAAAUCAGCUGAGUAAGGACUACAGAAAUAUGGUCGGGGAGGAAAUACCAUACUACAAAUUAGGAUACAAUUCGAUGGAAAGUUUCCUGAAAUCCAUCUCUGAUACAGUACAGGUUAAAGGCAGUGGACCCAUGGCAACAGUACUCCCUGUCGUUUCUGAAAAGUCCAAACAUAUAAAUGAACUUGUUACAAAUCAAAAGAUAACUAGGAAAGAGGCUGCACACAGGCAAUCCUUCCCCAUUCAACAGAGAAAACAUCUCCUAUAUCAAAAACCAGUAAACACAAAUCCUUACAAACAACCUGGUACACAACCUCAACGUCAGAAGAUUUUUUAUCCAACACGCAAGAGUGGUGCCUCAUAUCAAAGCUAUCCUGAAAAACCAGUCCAAAAACCAGUUGAUGAACCAGUUCAGGGACCUGAGCAGCAACCAGUCCAAAAACCAGUUCUGAAUACAAGUACACCUGAAAAUCAUGAAAGAAAUUCUGGCUGUGGCAAAACUAAAAAACUUUUAUUCGGUAGAAUACCGGCCGAGGUACGCGAUAUUCUAAGCAAUGUCCCUCUGCCAAUAAGAGAAAAUCUAAAGUUUUUGAUAGGACAACAUGAAAAUGGGAUAUGGUGUGCUGAUCUUCCCAAACUCUAUAGGUCAAUGUUUGCCAAGGAUAUAAACUAUGAAGAUUUUGGUUAUACAAGCUUGAGCCAACUUUGCAUAUCGUUACCCUCAGUAUUCCACUAUUGUCGUCCUUCUGAUUCUGAUUUCAAAUUGUAUGAUAGCAGCAAACCCUUGCCACCAAGUGCAGAGACAAAAUUCACUGUUGCCAGUUAUACAGUUGAAAGUAAAAAUCUAAAUGAGGGUGAAAUCUGUGCUUUGCCAAAUAUUGAGUGGGACGAUGUGCAGAGCUUUCUUCCAGAAAGUGUAUAUAAACUUGGUAAUGCAAUACCUAGAGAGUUUGUACCACCUGAAACAAAGGAGGGAGAUACAAUCAAGGUUGGAGUUGGUGAAGUAUUUGAUUUGUCCAAGUUUUGGGUAUAUUUAGAUGAGGGAAAUUUGGACAACAUCGUGGAUGAUUUGCAGAAUUUCUAUGUAACAAAUGCCUCACGAUACUUGAUGCCUGAAGGUUUGAUAAGAGAAGGAGUCUAUUGUGCAAAAGUUAUUUAUGGAGAGUAUCAUAGGGCAGUCAUUGUUGAUGUUUUACCCGAGGUCAAAAAUAGUAUAAAGGUGUUGUUCAUUGAUUACGGUACGAUGACCAAAGUACCAAUCGAGGGCAUCUGUUUCUUACACGAGAAGUUCGCUGAGCUGCCAGCGCAAGCCAUCCGGUGUCGCUUGGCCGACAUUUGCCCGCCAGAAGAAAGCACGCCUUGGAGUCAUGAUGCCAUUGUAACUUUCAGAAACAUGUGCAGGGAUCGAAGUAUCGAUGCUAAAGUGGUUAGGAUAAACAGAAAGGAACAAAUUUUGGAAGUGUACCUGAUCGAUGCCACCGAUCCAUCGAAGCCAUUUUGCAUCAACACAAGAUUGGUAGAACUUGGACUAGCCACAUACCCCGAUCAGAUCAUCCAGCAAUCACGUGUAGAUAGCGCGUUUAAGCCAUUAGUGAAAUACAUACAUCUAUUUCCCACAUUUUUGGAACUAGAACAAGGAUAUGCGCCAUCUACGCAAGAAAUGGACAUUUUGUUUAACUGUGGCGUCCCCAUACAUUUCUGUUACCCGCAGUAUUUUAGCAUCGACCGUACGGAUGAAAAACAAAAUAUAAUGGAAAUGAUAGAAUGUUACGAAAAGACCUUGAAACGAGGUGCAAAGAGCAUUUAUAUCGAUAUGAGUUGUGGCGAAACGAAAGACUUGGACUUGGCUGUAUUCGGAGAACUUCAGAGUGAGAUAGCAGACUUUAUCAAAGACAGUGAAAUGAAUAGUAAGGAUGCAGAAGAUGAGGGUUCGGAAGAUAUUUCGAAAAUGUACAAGGAGCUGGAGGACUUGAAGAGAGAAACUGCGGAAAAAGUACAGCAAAAUCUGGCACUUGCUGAGGAUAUCAUGAGAGAGUUAGAUAUUAUAAAAUGUGAGGCAGAAGAGGAUGGUGCUGGACCGUUGGUUUGUGAAUCAGAGGAGAUUGAGGAAGAGAGUUCUGAAUCGACAGUGAAUAGGCCAGAAUUAACAGGCAGUAGUAAAAGUCUCGAGGACCAAGAAGUUUCCGGAAAAACGAAAUCCACGGAUUCGGGGUUAGUUAGAUUAUCUGGCGUAGAAGAGAACAGACGGAGCGUUGAUGAAGUGCAUAGUAUUAUUGGUAGUAAGAGCACAAAUCCGUUUUUAUCUGAUAUGCAUGAAGAAUCUGAAGAAGACGGUGGGCCGUUGGUGCUGAAUCCGAAUAACCCGUUCUUGUCGUACAUAAUAGACAAGAAAGGUUCUCGACCAUCAUCUAAUAAUGGGAGUGAGUCUAUCGUUUAUGAAAGUUUGGUUGAACAAAAAUGGAUGGAUGAAAACAAAACGGUCAAGAUUGAACAGAGGUGGUUGAGCAGUGAUAACGGUGUUGAGAGUCUGGUGAAGUCUCUUUCAAUAACCAAUGCUACGGAUAUUUCACAGGCGCCGACAGCAACAUCGGCAACAAGGCGUGAUUGUGCCACCCAGACAAGCGACAAUGCAACUGGGCCUCCCGUUCUGUAUCAGGGUACUUCCAUGCCUCCCAGCUUACCGUAUGGGGGUUAUCCACCACCCCAUCAUUAUGGAGGUUAUCCACCUUGGUCGACUGCUUCAGAUUGUGCUCCAUUUGAUUUCUAUAGGUAUGGUCCCCGCUAUCCAGCACCAGGCUUCAGUUAUCCUGACAAUCCUCCCAUACAACCUUGGAUGAUGCAAAUGCCAUGGAGCAGCAUGAAAUUCAGAUCACAGUACAACCCGGGCAUGGGACCAGCAUAUCACCAACAAGCUCUAUAUCAUCCGCAAGGAUCAUACCAGCAACAGUAGCCGCCUAACGCCUCUCUCCGACCUCCAGGGUUUUAUCCACCCCUAACUCUCCCAAGUAAACCACCUUGAUACCUCAACGCCUACAAUUACACCGUGUCCACCACCUUCAGCGAGCGAUUUUUACGAAGCUUACAACCAACAGUUAAAGCAACAGUUCUCGUCGAAGGAAGCACUAGCGCGUUAUCGAUAAGCGAGUAGAAUAGGGUUUUAUUUUGGCGAAACUGGUGUUGCACUGUUAUGUUUAUGUUCUUUUGGUGCGUGCUUUGAAUUAGUUAAUGCAAAAAUAUCGCACGAACUGGACGAGCUCGUUCUAGUGUAGUCAACUGGCAACAGUGUCUCAUUUCUCAGCUUUGACUUGUGGCUCUGUAAGCAACCAUGCUUUGCAGCCAGUUUUCUCGUGUUUUUUUUCUCAUGGAGCCUGUAUACCAAGAAAAACUACGGUCAAUGCUGCUCGUGUUGUAAAAAUGACCUCAAAACUUGACGCCUGGAGUACUUGUGGUGCUUUGACAGUGCUGCCAUGUUGUAGGAUCUUUCCCCAAUCUUGGGGAACUCUUACUUGGUGAAUUUUUUGGGGAUAUAAUGUUCUGGGGGAGAUCAGAUGUUUCGCCCAUAGAAGCAUCCACCAGCUCUUUGAACCAAAUCUACCCCUUUCAUAAUUAACUGUGAUUAGUGGAUUUUUUUUUAGGAGAAAUUCAAUCCAACGCAUCUGGCUACUCUGUGCUUUGACAGAUCCGCGAUAUGAACACCUUUCUCCUGUUAUAUAGUUUCCAUAGCCUUUUCUCGGAACCUAUGUACCAGGAGAACCGUCGAAAUGAGGAAAAAAGACCCCAAAACUUGACGCUUGACUGAGGGCGCCGUGAU